Physcomitrium patens is the source of this 3242-nucleotide messenger RNA. Its product is annotated as monosaccharide-sensing protein 2. Gene Ontology annotation, biological process: transmembrane transport. The record is from RefSeq and is a predicted model, not a curated record. Gene Ontology annotation, molecular function: transmembrane transporter activity. Gene Ontology annotation, cellular component: membrane. NCBI's taxonomy places the organism in Eukaryota, Viridiplantae, Streptophyta, Bryopsida, Funariales, Funariaceae.
UGUGUUCAUUUUUCUUCUUCCUCUUCUUCUACUUCCACCUUCCUGUGUUGGCAACGCGAAGAUCGCAUCUUUGUUCGACUCGCGGGCAGUGUGAACGUCGGUAGACUGGUUCUAGCUGAGUCUGCAUCGGUUUUGUGGGUCUCGAAGUGCCGGAGUUCUGUGCAGCAGCUUGCAAGAGUUGUGUUUGUUGUAACAGGCUGCAUUAGUGGUUUUUGGGGUUGGAUAGUUGUCUCCUGGUUUCAAGUCUGGGCUUCGAGGUCAUGAUUAGAAGGGUUCUGGUGGUUUAAAUGCACUUUUGAAACUGAAAACCCUUAGAUUACGAACGUCGCCCGCAAUUGAGUUUGUUAUGUGUUUUCUUUUGGGUUUGGAUGCGGUUUCCUGUCUAGCUGGUUUCCCUCCAUUUGGCUGAGAAGUGGGCAGUCUUACGUCUUUUGUUGGAGAGAUGAGAAACAACCUUCAUGUCGACGGGUGCGCAAGAGGUGCAUUUGUAUCUGCUUGUGUCCUCGUUCCGUCUCUUUGUGUGGACUUUCGUGCACUUGGGGAGAAGAAACUAGAUUUUUGGUAAUAGCCGUAAACUGGGUUGUAAUGUUCCUCGUCUUUUUUUUCAUAUCUGUCAUCUUGUCAUGAUUGUCAGAAGCGACUCAACCAAUACUUUGGAAACAUUGUUCUUGGGUCUGUGUGGUGUGUCGUCUUUUUUGACUUGAAGGCUCGGAUUCCGCCAUCUUGCGGACUGCACCAGGAAUCCUGUAAUGUGAAGGUGUGUGUAUUUGGGGCAAUCGACAAAGCAUAUAAAGCACGAUGAGGUUUAAAGGGGCAACUGGAGUUGCAGCAGUAGCUGCAACCGGAAACUUUCUUCAAGGUUGGGAUAUUGGUGCAACAGCAGGUGCGCUUCUGUAUCUAAAGCCCGAGUUUCAUCUCGAAUCAACUCCCACCUUGGAGGGCUUGGUAGUGGCCUCGACUUUUUUUGGUGCUGCAGCUAGUGUAAUCGUGGCUGGCCCAGCCGCGGAUCGGAUGGGUCGCAAAUUUGUGCUCUUGAUAUCAGGGCUUUUGUAUUCCACGGCAGCAAUGCUAAUGCUGUGGACUCCAACUGUGAACAUACUCAUCCUUAGCCGGGUCGUAGUCGGGCUGGCAAUUGGUUUAGCAACCACAAUUGCACCCGUUCUGAUAUCAGAAUCUGCGCCGACCGAGACUCGGGGACAACUUGCAACGUUUCCUCAGCUGCUGGGGUCGUCGGGGCUCUUCUUUGCGUACGUCAUGGCCUUUGUCCUGUCACUUCAAGACAAUCCCAACUGGAGAUCCAUGCUAGGAGUGUUAGCCAUACCCUCCUUCAUCUACGCUAUUCUAUGUCUGUUUGCCUUGCCCGAGUCUCCUCGGUGGCUUGUGAGCAAGGGACGCAUGUACGAUGCUAAAGUGGUGCUGCAAAACCUUCGAGAGGAGGAAGAUGUCUCAGAGCUUGCAUUGUUGGUUGAGGGUGUGGGAGUUGUGGCCGAAUGUCGCCUAGAAGAAUGGCUGAUCAAACCCACCGAGGAUGAGGAUUACGAACAGUAUAUAGAUGGCAACCAGAUCAAGCUCUUCGCCCCUGAUGAACGUGUCAAUUGGGUGGCCACUCCCAUUGUCGAUGACUGGGGAUCGCAACAUCACAGUGGACUUGCCCGGACGGGCAACCGUGAUCUCCUAAGCGUUUUCCCCAAGGUAGAUCCCAUGGUUACGUUGUUGGGAAGCUUUCAGAACACUGACCACUUCAUGCACUCACGGGAAUUUUUUGACGAUGACUAUAAACCCGAGCACUGGGACGAAGAAGCUCCAGAAACGCCGAGAUUUGGUGGUAAUGGAUACUACUCUGAAACCGAUAUUGGCGGCAUGGUGGGUGACCGCGACGCGCAUGACCAUCUACGGCGUCCUCUACUUGGCGGUAGUAACUAUGGAAGUGGCAGAUUUGGCAAUGCCAUUUCACGAGGCCGGAACGCUUUUAGUAUGUUUGCGCCCGCCAUGUCAUUUCGAACGUCUCCUCGAAUCUCUCCUCGAAUUUCCCCUCAAAGGUCUACGCAAAGCUCAAGACCAAGUACUUGCGAUAGUGCAGUGCCGGAGUCUCUGGGAAGUGUCGGUGUGGGUGGAGGGUGGCAGCUAGCUUGGCAGAAGGAUGCCAAAGAUGGUUCACUGAAGAGAGUAUAUUUAAAAAGCGAGGGGGGUGACUUGUCCAAUGUAACCCAGAAUCCUGCUGGGUUUUCUGGGCUUGUUUAUUUUCACGGUGAUCAUAUAACAUUUCCGGCUGCUGUAUUGGUGGCUCAAACGGCCAUUAACCGUGCUCUGCUUAACGAGCAUCCGGUGGGACCUGCUACGCUGAAUCCCACUGAGGCAGCCAAGCACAGCCAUGUGCUGUCAAGCUUGAUGGAAGGUGGUGUCCGGCGUGCCCUUGCUGUUGGCGUGGGCAUGCAGGUUUUGCAGCAGCUUUGUGGCAUUAAUGUUGUGUUGCACUUCAUCCCUCAAAUUUUAAUGCAAUCUGGGGCUGGAGAGUUGCUUGAAAGUAUUGGUAUUGAAGAGGAAUCGGCGUCCAUCUUAGCUAGCGGCGUAACUUGUUUACUCAUGCUACCAUGCAUUCUGAUGGCAAUAUGGCUUAUUGACAAAUCCGGCCGCAGGCAAUUGCUAUUAGCGACCAUUCCAAUUCUGGUUAUUUCUCUUGUGGCGCUUGUGCUGGCCAACAUGUUCCUCCCCACAGGUCUGAUGGCUGCAGCUAUUUCCUACAUGUUCAUCGUCAUCUUCACCUGCUCAUCCGUCGCAGGAUUUGGUCCGGUUCCGAACAUCCUGUGCACCGAGAUCUUCCCAACCAGCGUGCGUGGGCUGGGUGUGGGCAUCUGCGCGGCUGCAAUGUGGGGCGCUAACAUCCUUGUAACAUACUCCUUCCCACUUGUGAACCAGCUACUGGGCCUGCAGGGUGUGUUCGGAUUCUUCGCCAUGCUCAGCGUGGUGGCUUGGAUCUUUGCAUUUCUCAAGGUUCCAGAGACCAAGGGCCUUCCUUUGGAAAUCAUCUCGGAGUUUUUUGCGAUGGUCCCUUCUAAGAGGGAGAAAGAUGGCCACAAGGCUGUAGUGUAUUAGCGAAAUCGAGGGACCCAGUAGCUCCAGACAGACAGACAGACAGGCUUAUUCCCCUCUGGGAUCUAACCCUUGAGGAUUGUUGCACUAGCUUCAUGUACAGUUACGGUUUUAUUAGAGACGGAAGUAUCACCCCCAACAUUUCUCAUCCA